UUUCUCCGCUGAAUAUGGGGAACCAAUUGGAAUGUUGUGGAAUGUCAAAAUAUGAAACCAAUCAGCUGGAGAGCGGACUGUCAUAACAAUUGGACUCCGUGACUCGAUUGAGGUUUUGGUUGGCACUUUGCCGGCUUUUGUUUUUCAGAUUUGUUCUAUUUUUUGUGGUUUUGAGUGGAGAAUUUGCGAAGAUGUUGCUGUUCGUUCGGCGAUGGUCGUAUUUUCUGCCGUGUGUCUACCUGAUGGCUUCCAUCCCGAUCUUCGAGCACAUCUACAAAGUGGCUCGGGUGGUGGUCGACGAGGAAUUCCACCUGCCGCAGGGUAAACAUUACUGCACGGGCAACUUCAAAGUGUGGGACAGUAAAAUUACCACGUUUCCCGGCUUAUAUAUUCUAACUAGUAUUCUGCUUCCACUCAAAAUAUGCACAACUUUCGCUUUACGAUUCAUGUGUCUAUUAGCGUCGGCAUUUAACUUGUUCCUCAUUAUAAAAAUCCAAGAAGUAUUUCACGGAAAAGUGAUUCACACACUUUUAGAUGCCUUGACAAUAACGUUACUUCCACCAUUGUAUUUUUUCGCGCAUUUAUAUUACACCGAUGUAAUUUCGGUCACCACUAUUUUGGGAAUGUAUAACUUUUGGUUGAGAGGCUAUCACAAGAGCACAGCGAUUGUAGGUGUUUGCAGCGUUUUAAUGCGACAGACGAAUAUUAUUUGGGUAAUGUUUUUCCUUGGGGUUUCGGCUGGGAAUGAACUAAUUAUCAAUACAAAACCAAUGCUUCCCGAAUAUAAGUCCAAGAAGGGUGACUCAAAGGAGAAAGUCAAUGCUGAUGCCGAUAUGGAUACACUCAUAAAAGUCAUUGGCUACAAUCUGAAGAACCCAACGUUUUUCAUUGGAAACAUAUCUCACAUUAUGCACAAGUUCUUAGGAUAUUUCUUAGUUCUUCUGGCAUUUGGCGCUUUUGUAUUAUACAAUGGUUCCAUUGUGGUAGGAGAUAAAACUGCACAUCAAGCCACUAUACAUUUACCGCAGAUAUUAUAUUGCACACUGUUCAUUUUGAUAUUUGGACCAUCGUUGGUACUGCAAAAUGGUUGGGCAGCUGCAAAGAAUUUCUUUAAACACAUCAAACUAACAGUAUUUCUGACUUUAUUUCUUCUAAUCGUUGUUAAGUAUAAUACCAUAGUCCAUCCAUAUUUAUUGGCCGAUAAUCGGCACUACACAUUUUACGUAUGGAAUAGAUUUUAUGGAAAAUAUGAGUAUGCAAAAUAUUUGCCGAUUCCUGUUUAUAUUUUUGGAUUGUAUCUUCUCGCAGAAUGUUUGAAGCAUAGACAAAUUGUGAUGCAAAUAAUGUAUUUUGUCUGUUUAGUCUUAGUUUUGGGGCUUCAAACAUUAAUUGAUGUUCGUUAUUUUCUUAUACCGUUUUUGAUAUUAAGACUGAAUGUACAGAGACUGAAUUGGAAGUGUUAUUUAAUUGAUUUGAUAUUAUAUCUAGUCAUAAAUAUGUUGACAUUUAAAAUUUUUAUUACAAAAGUGAUACAUUGGGAAAAUUACUCCUACCCGCAAAGAUUAAUGUGGUAAAUUAAAUUUAAUCAUCUGAAAAAAUAGUAAAUAAAGUUAGUUUUUUAUGA
This is a messenger RNA of Hermetia illucens (black soldier fly), 1624 nucleotides long. RefSeq names its product putative Dol-P-Glc:Glc(2)Man(9)GlcNAc(2)-PP-Dol alpha-1,2-glucosyltransferase (gene Alg10). Lineage: Eukaryota; Metazoa; Arthropoda; Insecta; Diptera; Stratiomyidae. Gene Ontology annotation, molecular function: dolichyl pyrophosphate Glc2Man9GlcNAc2 alpha-1,2-glucosyltransferase activity. The transcript has 5 exons. The coding region runs from base 192 to 1574 and encodes 460 amino acids. The record is from RefSeq and is a predicted model, not a curated record. Gene Ontology annotation, biological process: dolichol-linked oligosaccharide biosynthetic process; protein N-linked glycosylation. Gene Ontology annotation, cellular component: endoplasmic reticulum.